UCAUCACGAGCGAGACUGUUUAAGGAAUACAAAGAGGUUCAGCGUGAGAAAGUAGCUGAUCCAGAUAUUCAAUUGGUGUGUGACGAUACCAACAUUUUCAAAUGGACCGCUCUUAUCAAGGGACCGUCUGAGACGCCUUAUGAAGGCGGAGUUUUUCAGCUUGCAUUUGCUGUUCCUGAACCGUAUCCUCUACAACCUCCUCAAGUGCGAUUCUUGACCAAGAUAUUCCAUCCAAAUGUGCACUUCAAGACAGGGGAGAUAUGCCUCGACAUAUUGAAGAAUGCGUGGAGUCCUGCUUGGACGCUUCAGUCCGUGUGUAGAGCCAUCAUAGCAUUGAUGGCUCAUCCUGAACCGGACAGUCCUCUUAACUGCGACUCAGGCAAUCUUCUUAGAUCUGGGGAUGUGAGAGGGUUCAAUUCGAUGGCAAGCAUGUACACACGCCUCGCGGCAAUGCCUAAAAAAGGAUGAUACUCUCUUUUCGAUUUCGUUAAUGAUAAUGAUUUGCGACAAAUGAAUACAUUAUUUCAGUUUACAAGGAGAUGUUUUCUUCUUCUUAUUAGUUUACAAUCGGAACCGGUUUAUUCACAAGUCGUAUCUCCUUGUUUAAGGAAUUUGUCAAACCAGUCUGAUGAUUCUUUGAUCAUAAAACUCGUCACUUCGUGUCCAACUCCAUCUUCUGCUUUGAACU
This is a messenger RNA of Camelina sativa (false flax), 688 nucleotides long. RefSeq names its product ubiquitin-conjugating enzyme E2 PEX4. Lineage: Eukaryota; Viridiplantae; Streptophyta; Magnoliopsida; Brassicales; Brassicaceae. The record is from RefSeq and is a predicted model, not a curated record.